AUAUAUAUAUAUUUUUAUUUUUUUUGCUCAAACAGCUCGAUAUUUGUUUUUGACUUGUGGUUAUUUUGGAGGAGCGUGUGAAGCGGACAACAUGCGUCUGAUCCAGAACAUGACGACCAUCUCGGAGUAUCCGACCCCAGAGUACUCUGGCCCCAGCCGGACCAUUAAGAUAGCGGUGAUAGGAGGCAGCGGAGUGGGCAAAACUGCUCUGGUUGUUAGAUUCCUGACAAGGCGAUUCAUCGGAGACUAUGAGAGGAAUGCCGGUAAUCUGUAUUCUAGAGAGGUCCAGGUGGACGGAGAACAAGUGGCCAUCCAGGUCCAGGACACUCCUGGUGCAGAGAUGAGCGACAAUGGCAUCAGUCUACCUGAACAUGUGUCCUGUUCCAUCCAGUGGGCUGAUGCUGUGGUGCUGGUCUACUCUGUGACAGAUCGCCAUAGCUUUGACCUGAUUGAUCAGUUGCACCAGCUGGUUGUGCGUGCCGGCAGUGGGAAUACUCCCCCAGUCAUCCUGCUGGCCAAUAAGGCAGACUUACUGCACCUGAGACGUGUCGACACCCAGCAGGGCCCUUUACUGGCAGGAGCUCUGGGCUGCUCUUUCUAUGAAGUGUCAGCCAGCGAGGACUACAACCAGGUCCACGGGGCGUUCCACAGGCUGUGCUGUCAGCUUGCCAAGCAGCAGCCAGCCCCCGCCUCCAACCCCACACAGAACUCUGCCAGCACUGCCACAGAAAAGAGGCGCUCGCCUCUCAUCCCCAGGCCAAAGUCUCCUAACAUGCAAGACCUGAAGAGGCGUUUCAAACAGGCGCUGUCAGCAAAAGUGAGGACUGUCACCUCAGUGUGAAGGGGAUAAAAGUUGAAAGUGGUCCAAAGUGGCCACAGAAAGAAGGAAAGCAUUGAAAGAGGACAGAGGAGAUUCACUGUUCUCCAUAGACGUCCUGUGCUGAUGAGGACACAGUGAGAAGGACAGUGAUUGGUUCUAACACAGGGCAGAUGAAUCUUGAUAGAGGUAAUGAUAUUUAGGCAGGAAAGGCGUCUGUCCUGACAAACUAUGUGUGAGGAGGUUUGUCACCUUAAGUGGCAUAACGGACAGCUGAGGACAGACAGACAGCUGCUGUCUGGAGUGGACUGAAACCCAGAUGAUCUGGGUAUGAACACACAAACUGUAAAUCAUGCUCUCUUGGCAACAGUGCCGCUAAAGGACACUACUGCUUAUUUUUAGUCUCUGCUCAUUGUGACAGUCUUUAUUCAGACUGCCUCUACAUGGCACAGCUAAAUGCAGGUAUUAUUAAACCAGCCACUUGAGCUCAGUGCAGCCAGUAUGUGUUUGUGUAUUCAGUCUGUUUGUCAGUAAUAACUGCAGUGUAUUUUUUGCAUCCAAAACCAUCAUUGUGAGGGAUGAUUGCGGGGGAGUGGAGCAGCAGUAUGUAGCAUGUGGCGGUUAUUAUUAUCACUAUUGCACUUUAAAAGGAAAAGUCCAAAGGGCCAUUUGUUAUUUAUUUGUUAUGGUGUCACUUUUUUGGUCACAAUAAAAUGAUGAUGAAUUAGAA
Sphaeramia orbicularis (orbiculate cardinalfish) is the source of this 1547-nucleotide messenger RNA. It is a transcript of the gene rasl11b, whose product is annotated as RAS-like, family 11, member B. The transcript is spliced from 4 exons. Bases 92 to 841 code for a protein of 249 amino acids. NCBI's taxonomy places the organism in Eukaryota, Metazoa, Chordata, Actinopteri, Kurtiformes, Apogonidae. Gene Ontology annotation, molecular function: GTPase activity; GTP binding. The record is from RefSeq and is a predicted model, not a curated record.